AUGACGGAGGUGUCGAUGUGUGGCAGCAGCGUCUCUGAGCUGAGUCCGGAUGAGGAGAGAAUCAUGAUCAAAGACAUUGCUCUCGCAGCCCAAGCUAACAGCAAAGAAGGAGACACCUUCUUCUUAAUCACUCAGAGAUGGUGGCAAUAUUGGAUUGAAUAUGUGAACCAAGACCAGUCAAACACUUCAUAUGAUGGAUCUUCCUUAUCAGAACAUUGUGAUUUGGCCAAUUCAACUGCUUUAAAGAGGCCAGCCGGUAUUGAUAAUUCUGAUUUGAUAGAUGAUGCUGUAUCCGAGGACUCUGGUAUGGGUAUUGAGAUUCAUGAUACUCUUCUGGAAGGACGUGACUAUGUAUUACUUCCCCAAGAAGUCUGGGAUCAAUUAUUUAGAUGGUAUGGUGGUGGCCCUACAUUGGCAAGGAAAGUUAUUAGUUCAGGUCUUUCCCAGACUGAAUUGGCUGUAGAGGUGUAUCCUCUGCGUCUUCAAUUACUAAUGUUGCCAAAAAAUGACCGUUUUGCUAUAAGAAUAAGCAAGAAGGAAACCAUCGGACAGCUUCACAGAAAAGCUUGUGAAAUAUUUGAUCUUCAACCAGACCAAGUGUGUAUUUGGGAUUACUAUUCUCGUCGGAAGCAUGCUUUGAUGAAUGACAUGGACAAAACUCUUGAUGAUGCUAAUUUACAAAUGGACCAAGACAUUCUUGUUGAGGUAAUCAAUAAUUCAAACAACACAAGUUUUGCUCAAGAAAAUGGUUCUGCACUGAGGGAAGCGAAUUUAGCUCUUGUGGAGCCUCCAAAGUCAAGCUUAUCAAUUGCUGGUGGCUUAUCUGCUAGCAAAGGUGCAUCUAGAGGCUACAACACAGACCUUUCGUCAUCCAUGAACAUAAAUUCUCCGGUUAGAGAUGUGGAAAACCCUUAUGGAACCAGUGGUGUCACCACAAGAGGUUCAUUUGGUGGUCUGACUGGGUUGCUGAAUCUUGGCAAUACCUGUUACAUGAAUAGUGCAAUACAAUGCCUUGUUCAUACACCAGAAUUCACUAGGUACUUCAGGGAAGACUAUCAUCGAGAGAUAAAUUGGCAAAAUCCAUUGGGCAUGGUUGUAAGUAUCAUCUAA
This is a messenger RNA of Sphenostylis stenocarpa, 1110 nucleotides long. The record is from the annotation of a GenBank genome assembly. Lineage: Eukaryota; Viridiplantae; Streptophyta; Magnoliopsida; Fabales; Fabaceae.